Molecule: messenger RNA, 846 nt
Organism: Beta vulgaris subsp. vulgaris (sugar beet)
Lineage: Eukaryota; Viridiplantae; Streptophyta; Magnoliopsida; Caryophyllales; Amaranthaceae
Exons: 3
Coding region: 1-846 (281 amino acids)
Molecular function (GO): RNA-DNA hybrid ribonuclease activity; nucleic acid binding
Source: RefSeq, a predicted model, not a curated record
AUGCACAAGCUAGCGAGGUGUGAAGAUGACAGUAAGAUAUGGAACGCUUCACCUCUUAGAAUUCAAACAAAGGAAGUGAAAUGUAAGAAUCUUAUGGAGUGGUGUUAUGUUCUAGUGAUGCAGUACAAGGAGGAGUGGUGGAAUAUUUUUUGGAGCAUUAUAUGGGGCCUUUGGCUUAAAAGAAAUAUGUGGGUGUUUGAAGGAAAGAGGAGGGAAAUUAUAGAUGUCACUCAGAAGGCUUUGGGUUUGCUAGGGGAAUUUGAAAAGUCAAAUGAGAUUGUCUUGGGUCCUUGUGUGAGGUCUCGUUGUGUGAGUAAAUGGCAAGUACCACCUGAUGGGUCUUACAAAAUAAAUGUAGAUGCAGCAAUUUUUGUAGAUGAUAGGGUGGGUUAUUGUGCAAUGAUGAGAGACCAUGUUGGGGAGAUCAUGGCAACAACUUGUAAGCAACACUAUGGCAGCUAUGAGGCAGACAUUGCAGAAGCUAUGGCAGUUAGGCACGGCUUGAUUAUAGCUGUUGAAACGGGGUUGAGAAAGGUGACCUUAGAAACUGAUUGUAUCAAGCUUUUUCAUAACUUGAAGAACCGAAAAUGUCAGAACUCAACUUUUGGUAUUGUUAUCAGGGACAUUCUUACGCUUUCAGAUCAAUAUUCUUCAAUAUUGAUUGAUACUGAAUUCGAAGGAGGAGUUUGCUCAAAACACCCUGAAUUGCACCAUCUUCAUAUUCAGACAGUUAAUUUGGUCGAAUUCGUGGUCGAAUGUGGAUGGCUGGGAUUUGUGGCUGUAUGUGUGAAUGCUGCGGAGUUAUCUGAAAAGAAUAUUGAAGUAGUAAUUUUGGUUGCAAUAUGA